Oryctolagus cuniculus (rabbit) is the source of this 6825-nucleotide messenger RNA. The record is from RefSeq and is a predicted model, not a curated record. Lineage: Eukaryota; Metazoa; Chordata; Mammalia; Lagomorpha; Leporidae.
CGGGGCCAGCCUCCGCGCACGCGCGGUAGCAGCGCCGGCGCCGCCGCCUGCCGGGAGCUCCAGUGCUGAGGCGGGGAAGCGGCUGUAGAGGCUGCCCGGACCCGCUGUCCGCCAGGCCGUUGGCUCCCGCUCCGGGCCCGGGGCCACCGGCUGUGGACUUCACCAUGAGCGUCCCUGACUACAUGCAGUGCGCGGAGGACCACCAGACCCUGCUCGUGGUGGUCCAGCCCGUGGGCAUCGUCUCCGAGGAGAACUUCUUCAGGAUCUACAGGAGGAUCUCGUCCGUGAGUCAGGUCAGCGUGCGGGACUCCCAGCGCGUGCUCUACAUCCGCUAUCGGCACCACUACCCGCCCGAGAACAACGAGUGGGGCGACUUCCAGACCCACCGCAAAGCGGUCGGCCUCAUCACCAUCACCGACUGCUUCUCAGCCAAGGACUGGCCGCAGACCUUCGAGAAGUUCCACGUGCAGAAGGAGAUCUAUGGCUCCACGCUGUACGACUCCCGGCUCUUUGUCUUCGGGCUGCAGGGGGAGGUGGCUGAGCAGCCACGCACCGACGUGGCCUUCUACCCCAGCUACGAGGCCUGCGAGAGCGUGGAGAAGAGGAUCGAGGACUUCAUCGAGUCGCUCUUCAUUGUCCUUGAGUCCAAGCGGCUGGAUAGAGCCACCGACAAGUCUGGGGACAAGAUCCCCCUCCUCUGCGUCCCCUUUGAGAAAAAGGACUUUGUGGGGCUGGACACAGACAGCAGGCAUUAUAAGAAGCGGUGCCAGGGGCGCAUGCGGAAGCACGUGGGGGACCUGUGCCUGCAGGCCGGGAUGCUGCAGGAUGCCUUGGUGCACUACCACAUGGCCGUGGAGCUGCUGCGCUCCGUCAACGACUUCCUGUGGCUUGGAGCUGCCCUGGAAGGACUGUGCUCAGCUUCUGUCAUCUCGCACUAUCCUGGCGGAACCGGUGGUAAGACCGGAGCCCGAAGGCUCCUUGGUAGCUCCCUUCCCGCGGAAGCAGCCAACAGACACCGGCCAGGCGCCCUCACCACCAAUGGCAUAAAUCCCGACACCAGCACUGAAAUUGGACGUGCGAAGAACUGUCUUAGCCCUGAAGACAUCAUUGACAGAUACAAAGAGGCCAUUUCCUAUUACAGCAAGUACAAGAACGCCGGGGUGAUCGAGCUGGAGGCGUGUGUCAAAGCUGUGCGCGUCCUUGCCAUUCAGAAGCGGAGCAUGGAGGCCUCGGAGUUCCUGCAGAACGCAGUCUACAUCAACCUCCGGCAGCUUUCAGAAGAAGAAAAAAUCCAGCGCUACAGCAUCCUGUCCGAGCUCUACGAGCUCAUCGGCUUCCACCGCAAGUCGGCCUUCUUCAAGCGUGUGGCUGCCAUGCAGUGUGUGGCCCCCAGCAUCUCGGAGCCUGGCUGGAGGGCGUGCUACAAGCUCCUGCUGGAGACGCUGCCCGGCUACAGUCUCUCGCUGGAUCCCAACGACUUCAACAGAGGCACGCACAGGGGCUGGGCUGCCGUCCAGAUGCGUUUGCUGCACGAGCUGGUCUAUGCCUCCCGACGGAUGGGGAACCCUGCUCUGUCCGUGAGGCACCUGUCCUUCCUCCUGCAGACCAUGCUGGACUUCCUGUCCGACCAAGAGAAGAAAGAUGUGACUCAGAGCCUGGAGAACUACACCUCCAAGUGUCCUGGGACCAUGGAGCCCAUCACCCUCCCGGAUGGCCUCACCCUGCCCCCUGUGCCCUUCACCAAGCUCCCCAUUGUCAGGCGCGUGAAGCUGUUGAACCUCCCCGCCAGCCUCCGGCCACAGAAAAUGAAGAGCGCGCUGGGUCAGAACGUGUCGGCCAAGAGCCCCUUCAUCUACUCGCCGAUCAUCGCGCACAACCGCGGGGAAGAGCGCAACAAGAAGAUAGAUUUCCAGUGGGUUCAAGGGGACGUGUGUGAAGUCCAGCUGAUGGUGUACAACCCCAUGCCGUUUGAGCUCCGAGUGGAGAACAUGGGGCUGCUGACCAGCGGAGUGGAGUUCGAGUCGCUCCCCGCAGCGCUCUCCCUUCCGGCCGAGUCUGGUCUGUACCCGGUGACACUCGUGGGGGUCCCGCAGACGACUGGAACGAUCACCGUGAACGGUUACCACGCCACCGUCUUUGGUGUUGUCAGUGACUGCCUGCUGGACCACCUCCCGGGAAUAAAGACCAGCGGCUCUACCGUGGAAGUCAUCCCCGCUUUGCCAAGACUGCAGAUCAGCACCUCCCUGCCCAGAUCGGCACACUCGUUGCAGCCUUCCUCUGGUGACGAGAUAUCUACCAACGUGUCUAUGCAGCUGUUCAACGGGGAGACGCAGCAGCUCGUCGUCACCUUAGAAAACAUUGGCCUGGAACCCCUGGAGACACUGGAGGUCACCUCCAAACUGCUCCCCACCAAGGAGAAACUGUACGGCGACUUCCUGAGCUGGAAGCUGGAAGAAACCCUCGCCCAGUUCCCCCUGCAGCCUGGGCAGGCGGCCACCUUCACUGUCACCAUCAAAGCGAGCCUGGACUUCUCCUGCCAGGAGGGUCUCCUGCAGGACCUGAGUGACGAUGGGAUCAGCGUGAGCGGCUUCCCCCUGUCCAGCCCCUUCCGACAGGUCGUGAGGCCACGAGCGGAGGGCAAGCCUGCGAACCCCACUGAAGGCGGCAGAGCGGGGGACCCGGGCCAUGGCCACGGGAAGACCCUGGAAGCCAUCCUGAAUUUCAAGUACUCCGGCGGCCCGGGCCACGUGGAAGGGUACUACAGGAACCUCGCGCUGGGGCUGCACGUGCAGGUGGAGCCAUCCGUGUUUUUCACCCGCGUCAGCACUCUCCCAGCCACCAGCACCCGACAGUGCCACCUGCUCUUGGAUGUCUUCAACUCCACGGAGCAGGAGCUGACGGUUAGUGCCCGGAGCAAUGAGGAGCUCGUCCUGCGUGCCGGCGAGUGCCAGCGAAUGGCUAUUCAAGUGGACAAGUUCAGCUUCGAGAGCGUCCCCGAGUCCCCUGGGGAGAAGGGGCAGUUUGCAAACCCCAAGCAGCUGGCAGAGGAGCGGCAGGAGGCCCGCGGCUUGGAGAUCAGCAGCAGGCUGGACAUCCACUGGUCCCACCCCUCCCUGAAGCGCGGCGGCGAGGCCAGCGUGGAGGGCGUGCUGAGCCAGCUGGUCCUGGAGCAGCUGCAGCUGGCGCCUCUGCAGUGGGGAGGGAUGUCAGGCAAGUGUUUUGAGGAUGAAGAGUUACCGUCGCUGGAGAAUCUGGCCUGUGUCCUCGGUGGAGCAUCCCUGGGAGCCAGGUGGGAGGAACGCAGGCUUCGCUUUGGCACAUGGGCCACGGGAAAGGCCGGCACAGGUUCACACAGGAACCUGCGUGUGGACGCUUGUGGACGCUUGUGGCGGCAUUGGUCAGAUAGCCAGGACGUGCAAACAGCACCCCUGCAAUGCAUCAGGACGAGUGCCCCGGGUGUGUACAACAGGGAGAACAUAGCCGAGCGGGACGAUGUAGCCGUGACGCGCGCUCAGACACGGCUGUGCUGCACGAAUCCCGUGCAGGCAGGAAGCAGCUGACACAGGAGGCCACGUGGUGCUGCGCGCACCCAGGGUGCUCCAGCCACAGCGAUGGGGGGCAUGCCUGCUGUGGAGGGGGUUAAACCGUGCCGGUGGCUGCGCUGCUCUGCCUGUGCUGCGAGCCAGCCGGGCUGGGGACUCCAGUGGGUGACCUGAGCAGAUAUCAGUGUGAGGAGUCCUUAAAGCUUCCACAGAAUGGCGUGUCUCAUGAAAAAACCGUGCAUCAGUUUCAGAAUUGCUGGCUUCAGAAUGAACGUCUUUUGAUUCUACUUCCCAUGGGCUUUUUGAAGUUCCCCCAUGUAUCUCAUUAAAAGUAAAAAUAACCUUUUUUUUUUUUAAAUAAAAAGGCAAUGCCCACUCCUGCCUCUCUGUGACCCUUGUACUCCGUGUGCCCAGCCCAGCCCCUGAGACUUCCCCGCGUCUCGCCCUCCUGUGACCCCAGCUGUGGGCACGCCUGCCACCUCGGCUGUGGCGUCCCCUGCCUGAGCGUGAGAAGUACAGCCCCUCAGAGAGGAAGUUAGUACUGGGUUCCGGACUCCAGGACCCGCCUGUCAAGUGCCUGGACUUGGCUCCUCCCCCCAGGCUUCACGGAGCACAGUCCACCUCUGUGUAUGUGGGCAGAGCCAGAGCCCUCGCUGGUGCCAUCGGCCCUCGACGGGGUCUCCCUCGACCUCCCAGCCCCACCUGCCGCUGCUCGGUCAGUACUGUAUCCAGGCUGCUGGUGAGGGUCAGGUCUAGUGCCGUCCCCUGGGCUGCCUUGCAGUUGUGUGCUGGUGACGGAGAAAGAGCACACGGGUGCAGCUCGCACAGGGCCUGCUUGUCUGGGGGACUCUGGGAGCAAGGAGGCGUCGCUCAUCAGCUUGCCAGCUGGCCACGGGAGGGGCUGAGCAAUGUCCACCUUGUGCCUUGAACUUCAGAGACUUGGGAAUUCGAGGGUUCUGGGCUGUGAGUCCAGAGAGGCCCAGACAGCUAUGGCCUCAGCAUCAGCGGAGACUGCCAGGGCCCUGACACCUUGGCUGUGCUUUCUGGCCCUCGUCCCACUGCGGGACUCCAGCUCUCAAUGUUGGAGACCUUGACUCCCAAGCUUCCCCCCCUUUCCUGGGCAGCCUGAGCCCCUCACGGGGUGGGAGGCUGAUCCGAAUGGGGUUGUCAUUGGGGGCAGCCGCCUUCCUCCACUCAGGGACCCCAUCAGCUGUGACAGCUCUGAGCGGGGCACCAGCGAGAGCUCUGUGGCCACGGCUCACGGAGGCUCUGGCCCUUUCCAAGGCCAAGUGGGAAGAAGGCUCCCCCAGUGUCUGCGGCCUCCUCUCACCCUGGAGAAGCUGCUCAGCUGCCCCUGCAUGAGGAGCGGGAUCCUGGCAGGAGAGAGGCCCUUUGGGCGAUUGUCGGGGAGCUUGGCUGCACCCACAGACCCUGAGUCGGGCCAGUUAGGCAGCCAAGGAUGACCCGGGACGGGGUGUUUCAGAGAGGGGAUUCAGGAGGGUGGAGGGGGGCUGCUGGAAGCACAGGUGAGGCCACCCCCCGAGCCGUGUGACUCAGGUGUGUCUGUAGCCCGUGUCUGCUUCCCUUCCACUCUGAUCUUCCUGCUUCUGUUAGGGUCUCCCAAGAUCCCUGGGUCACUCCCUCUGAGGCCCACGUGGGGACGUCCUGGUGGCCCAGACCAUGAACCUACAUUGGGACAGAAGAGGGAUAAGAAGCCCCCUCUGCCGGUAGCCACUGUUCCACCCAGUCGGGACGUGGGCAGGAGUAGACCCUGCAUGUCCGUCUGCAGCUCCACUGGGUUGCAGGUGGUCACGUCCCCACCCCGAGCCCUGGCUUCUUUACUGAUGGACCGGGAGUCAAAAGUGCAGGUGACACAGCGGUCACCUUCACCAGCUACCCCGCUGGCUGCGUGGGGAGCAGGUGCCUCACCUGGGCUCCUGCCUCCAGGGCCCCGACUUGAAGGCCCCUCCCUGGGGCAGGGAAUAAGUGAGUUCAGGUGUGCAACACGGGGUGGGGUGCUGCUGACUGAGGGUGGGCAUGGCAGGGCUGUCGGGGAUGACCCUGGACCCCAGCUCUUCUGCUCCCAGCUGCAAGGACGGGUGGGGGCCUUGGCCCGGCCGAAGUUCAUAGCCCCCUCCUGUGAAGUGCAGGCUGGGGAGGAGUGGGCAGCACCCGGAGCGCCCCCUGUGCAAGGCUUGGCGGGGCCUUGCUGCCUGGGCAGGUGGUGAGCCCCACCGGACGCUCCGGUGGCACAUGUGGAUGUCCCUUACUGCUGGUUACUGCCAGAGGGACUGAAAUAAAACCCUGUGGCAGCCUGGUGCUCCUGGGAGAGUAGAGAGCUGAGUGGCAGGUCCUGAGCACAGGGGCCAGAGAGAACUAGGCCCCCUGCCCCGCUGCCUGAGGUCUGUGCAACGUGCCCUUGGAGGCAGGUGGGUGUGAAGCUCUUUGGAAAACCUUCUGCCAGCAAAUUGGGAAGGAAAUGGGCUUCUGCUUUCAGUCUACGAGGUGCUUGUUCCUGGGCUGACCCCUAAGAAGGGAUGGCCCUUCAGCUGCAUCUGGAACCUUGUGUCAGUGUGUGGGGGACUGAGGGCUAUCCAAGACCAUGGCUGCUGGCCUGACCAGGUGCCCUGUACCAAGAAAUGGAGAGACCAGACCCGAGGUCUGCUUUGCAGGUGCACUGUGUGGAGAUGGGCCCCUCCUGGGCCACGUGGCUGUGCUGCUGGUGCUGUGUGGUGGCAGCAGAGACAGGAACACUUUCAGCACCGGUCCUAGGGACAGUGGAGUUGGUCUCCACACACUGGGCUGGAGGGCAGGGGCAGGCUAUGGGACUGGCUGCUCUCAAGUUUGCCUCCCAACAUUGCCUUCCUGAGUGGGUGCAAAGCUUAGGUGACAGCCAGCAAGGGGCCCUGGCAACACACACAAUGAAGACACAUGCACAGACAACAUACACAGACACACAUGCACAAUGCAGACACACAGACAACACACACACAAUGCAGACACAUGCACAGACAACACACACAGAUACAACACACAUGCACAGUGCAGACACAGACAACAGACAACACACACGCACAAUGCAAGCAUACAGACAACACACACACAAUACAGACACAUGCACAGACAACACACACAGAUACAACACACAUGCACAGUGCAGACACAGACAACACACACGCACAAUGCAAGCAUACUGACAACACACACAGAUACAACACAUGCACAGACAACACACACAGAUACAACACACAUGCACAGACAACACACACAGAUACAACACACA